Messenger RNA from Salvelinus fontinalis (brook trout), 942 nucleotides. RefSeq names its product chromobox protein homolog 2-like. The transcript is spliced from 2 exons. The coding region runs from base 164 to 670 and encodes 168 amino acids. NCBI's taxonomy places the organism in Eukaryota, Metazoa, Chordata, Actinopteri, Salmoniformes, Salmonidae. The record is from RefSeq and is a predicted model, not a curated record.
GUUAGCACUGCAGUGCAUAACAUGUGGUGAGUAGUUGACUCAGAAAGAGAAAGACAAUAGUAGAACAGUUUUCAAAAAAUUAUUUUCUUAAAUGAAGGAGAAGCAAGCGAGAGAGAGAUUUAGUUAAAAAAAAUAACUUUCAGUUUCACUUACUUAGCUAGAAAUGCAGCUCGCUAGUUUAGUUACUCAAACACCCGGCUCAAACAGAGGGAUGCUAUGUUAUCUAGCUGUCUAUGACUAUCCAACACCGCACUGGAACUCUUCCAAAUCAAGGCCGGUGGUAGCUGGUCCCCUGCACGACGGUGAGGUGCCGGAGGUCCCUCCUCCCCCUCUGGACAUCGAGGGGUCCCCGGCAUACACGAUACGGGCCAUUCUGGACUCGAGACGCCGGGUGAGGGGCUUGCAGUACCUCGUGGACUGGGAGGGGUACGGUCCGGAGGAGAGGUGCUGGGUACCGGUGGGGGACAUUUUGGAUCCGUCUAUGCUGAGGGAUUUCCAUCGCCUCCAUCCGGAUCGCCCUGCACCUCGUCUUCCGGGUCGACCUCGAGGCCGGUGUCGGCGCGCUGCGGGAGCCGCGUGUCAGAGGGGGGGUACUGUCACGACUCCGACUGAGGCAGGCUCUCCUUCCCAUUCGGGUGGCGCUCGGCGGUCGUCGUCACCGGCCUAUUAGCUGCCACUGAUCCGUUUCUCCCCCUUCUUAUGUGUUUAUUGGUUACACCUGUUUUGUAUUUGUUUGUAAUUAGUUGGGCUUAUCAGUCAGCCGGCCCGCCCGUUUCUUUGUGCGGGAUUGUUAGUUUGUAAGCGUGGUGUUUGUUUCGGACUAUACGUGUUUGUGUAUGUUCGAGUUUGUUAUUGGACUGUUUUCGUUCCCCCCGUGUCUGGGGCAGUUUAUGGAGAGCACCCAGUGUGUAUAGUAGGGUGGCCGAAGUUCUCCGUGUUUCA